AUGAUCAUCGGUUCGCACCACCCACAUUUUGGUGAUAUUAUCAUCAAUAGGUUGCAUAGAGUUAUAAGCCUUCGCACCGGCGGUGCAAUUCGUUGUGGUGGUCUGAUUGUCAUCAUUGCCCGUUCCCUCGCAGCGCAAUCUAUUCAGGAGUACCCCUUCUUUACGAAUGAAUCCUUCUGUUUGACCCUGCAGAACCUUCGGGCAAUGCAAUUGUUACGUACCGCCCUGGGUGGAUAUGUUUGGAUGCAGGGCCAUCCCACUUAUUUCAAGGUCACUGGUCCCGAUGACAUCGCCCUCGCUGACCCUAUUAUUAGCUCAAACACUCUCCCUUAG
Lactuca saligna is the source of this 333-nucleotide messenger RNA. The record is from the annotation of a GenBank genome assembly. NCBI's taxonomy places the organism in Eukaryota, Viridiplantae, Streptophyta, Magnoliopsida, Asterales, Asteraceae.